Coregonus clupeaformis (lake whitefish) is the source of this 3504-nucleotide messenger RNA. RefSeq names its product Kruppel-like factor 12b (gene klf12b). The coding region runs from base 236 to 1357 and encodes 373 amino acids. The record is from RefSeq and is a predicted model, not a curated record. Gene Ontology annotation, biological process: regulation of transcription by RNA polymerase II. The transcript is spliced from 6 exons. NCBI's taxonomy places the organism in Eukaryota, Metazoa, Chordata, Actinopteri, Salmoniformes, Salmonidae. Gene Ontology annotation, molecular function: DNA-binding transcription factor activity, RNA polymerase II-specific; RNA polymerase II cis-regulatory region sequence-specific DNA binding.
GCAGGCUAAGUCAUUUGCAAGUAGCACAGUUCUCUGUGCAGCUCCCCAUUCAUUUCCUGAGAACUGCGAGAGCUCAGCAGCUGAGAGACAGAAGGGGAGGGAGCUGCGCACACAGAGAGAGAAAGAGAGCGAGCGAGAGAGAGAGGGAAGCGAGAGAGAGAGCGAGAGAUAGGACUGGAGAAGAGAACUGUUUCCUACGGCUCUGCAGCUUCUGACAAGACGGCCCGAGAACAGGAUGUUAAUGCUUGAUGGAAUGCCUGCAGUCCGAGUCAAAGCCGAGCCCCUGGAUUCGGAGCAAGGGUCCCCCAAAGUACACCGCUACCCCACGAUGGACGCUGUCCCCCUCCUCCUGAGCAAAGUCAAACCUGAACCUCCUGAGGACCUGCUCUCCCACGACCCUCAUUUCCAGACGCAGACCGAGCCUGUCGACCUGUCAAUCAACAAACCCCGCCCCUCACCCCCCUCCAUCACCUACACCGCUUCUCCUGUCACUUCUGCUUUCUCUCCGUCCUCCAUUUCUUCUUUAUCAUCGUCAUCCUCCUCUCCAUCUGUCAUCACAUCCGCCUCGUCCGUGCUCACACCCGGGCCCCUGGUGGCCCCUGGAGCCGGUGUCCAGGGUCAUCAUCAUCAUCAGCAGCAGUUUUUGCACAUCCUGCACCCUGUGCCGCAGCCACCCUCCAGCCCCCUGAACCUGGGAGGGGUACAGGGCAUAGGAGGAGGAGUAGGGGGAAAGAUGGGGGGCCACCACCUGCAUCGUAUCCCUGUGGUGGUACAGUCACUGCCCCUCAUGUACACCACAGCCGUGCGCUCGCCCUCCAGCCUUCACAACAAUGCCAUCAUGCUACCUCUGCUGGAUAAUCAUAAGAGCCACCAUAGCAAAGCAUACACAGACCACAACGGCUUGUCGCCGCGGCACAUCAAGAGUGACAGUGACGAUGAUGACUUGCCCAACGUAACCCUGGACAGUGUCAUCGAGACCGGAUCUACCGCUCUGUCUAUAGCACGCGCCGUACAGGAUUCCAUGUCACCAUUCAGUAUUGAGAGCAUACGGCACCCCCAGAGGUCAGAGUCGCCAGACUCCAAGAAGAGACGCAUCCACAGGUGUGACUUUGAGGGCUGCAAUAAGGUCUACACCAAGAGCUCCCAUCUAAAAGCACACCGGAGGACACACACAGGUGAGAAGCCAUACAAAUGCACCUGGGACGGCUGCACGUGGAAGUUCGCCCGCUCUGAUGAGCUGACGCGCCACUACCGGAAACACACAGGCAUCAAGCCCUUCAAGUGUGGAGACUGUGACCGCAGCUUCUCCCGCUCGGACCACCUGGCCCUGCAUCGACGGAGACACAUGUUGGUGUGAGACAGUUGCAGGGUGAUGAUGUCAUCAGACGAAGCAGAAACACACACUUACACACACACAUCGCCGCCGGGGGGAGCGGGGUCUCUCCCUCAAUGUGGUUCAGCUGGACUGGACACACUCCAUUGUUUGUCCGUGAGGCGGUGGGAAGAGAGGAGUGAAAUGCACAGAAAGGUGUCUGUCUGUCCACAGAGCAAAAAAAAACAAAGUCGGUUCUGGAUCCUCACUGACUGAGGAGGGUUGGAACCGGAGAAGGCUCUUUUGUUGUCAUUUUGGAGUUUGGAGUUUUUACGACAAUCUGUCUUUUUUCCUAGCACUGUUCUUAAAUGGUUUCACUUCUGAGUUUUUUUUGUAGAGCUGUUCUUCGUUCAUUUGGAAGGAAACUUGAAUCCCAAACGUUUUCUUCUUGGUGUCUUUGUUUUGGUUAUAUUGUUCAAAAUGGCUGCUUUUCUCGCGUCUAUAAUGUGAAAGAACUCUGCGGAUUGGAUGGCUGGAUGAAUGGAUGGAAGGGCUGUGUGCAUGUGUUUUGAAGUAUAGGGCAGACCUUGGCCUUGGAUUGGACAAUGAAAUAAACAGACACAGAUUCCGAUUCGCCUAUGGAAAGUAUUGUUGCACAGUUCCCUCCCUAUAGCAGCUUCCUGCAUCUCUGUGUUUCAGGACAACCGGCACCAGAGGACGCCAUCCACACAUAGAUUGUACCUAUAGAAACUGGUUUAAGUGUUCUAGAAUCAGUAUUCUAGAAUAAGUUCUAAUACCAGUGUUCUAGAAUCAGAAGCAUCAGGAGCAUCCCAAUGGACCAGUGAUAUAGAUGUGGAGUUGUUUUUGCUAUUUGUUUUGUUUUUCAUUCAAUGGAUCUUGUUAGCACACGAGAUCGACUCAACCACAUUGCGGUUCAUCACUUUUUCUUUUAAAAAAGUAACUUUAUUGGUGCAUUUUGUGCUGUGAUUAGCAAUCAGUAAAGUGCAAUCUCUUUGGGCAAAUAUAGUUUUAAUAUGGAGACUUUUAUUGUUUCUAGUUUAUUAUAUAUUGCUGUGUAUGCCUGCUUUUGAUACAUUUCACAAAGAAACAUCAAUCCACACCCCAAUGUACAAUGAAAAAUCGAAUGAACAUAUCCGGUAUGUGAAAACAACUUUGAAGCACCUUACAGAUUCACACCUAUGAUGAUUCCAUAAUAUUCAAGGAUUUUGUUUCAUAUCCCUGGUAUUUUCAGUGAAAGGGAUUGGCAUUGGCAUUGUGAUCAUUUGUGUGUUAGUAGUCUAGAGCUAAAGCAUAUUGGCUUUAGUUCAGAGGGCUAACCCGGCGCUCGGUUACUUUAGUUCAAUUGGAAAGCAAUACAUUCAGAACAGGGAAAUGUUGUUGUAUCCUGUUCCGGUUGCUGAUACCCGAAAUUACCCGAAAUUCCUCUGUUACACAUAUAUUUCUACAAGUGCCACUUUGUACUCUAUACUACAAAUUUCUAUAUUUCUACUGGAUUUGUAGCUACAGCACAAGGUUAUAGGCAAGCUCACUGUAAACUGUUUGGAAAAUGUCACAUUCAUUAUGGGUGGUUGAGGAGACCUACAUGUUUGUCAAACUUGGAAAAAUAUCCCCUUCUCUUUUCUACAUACUGUAGUACACGAUGCACACAGACAGUUGGCCCUGUAGCUUUGUCUGGCGGGUUGAGAGAGAGCAGUGUCUUUUUUAGUCACACAUACACAAAACAUGAUGUGAGGUCUUCAGAUCCAGCAUCAGGUCUACCUUUUCUUGCAGUUUGUCUUGCAUGUCCCUCAAUGACAGAUAUCCAUAUUACGGUCUCUACUGUCUCAUCUACCAUAUCUCAGAGUAAAGGUUUAUUCAACACACUAAAACCACAUUUUGAGCAGUCUCUGUACAUUGAUCAAAAAUAGAUUUACGGCUAUAUAGAGAUUUUUAUAUAACCAUAAAUAGAUUUACAACUAUAAUGCCUUCCAAACGUAUUCAGACCCCUUGGAUUUCUUCACAUUUUAUUGUGUUACAAAGUGGGAUUAAAAUGGAUUUAAUUGUAAUUUUCUGUCAACCAUAUACAUAAAAAACUCUUAUGUAAAACAUUUUAUUAAUACAAUAAAAUAUAGUAAUUGCAUAAGUAUUCAGCCCCUUUUGUUUAGGCAAGCCUAAAUUAGUUCAGGCGUAAA